AUGCCGUUCAACUGUGUGUUUUACUACCUGAAGCCUAAAUUCAAGCCGGAAAACCAAUUCAAGGCGGAGCUCAUAUUAAGGGGUCUUAUCGUGCUCGCCAUCUCCUUGACCGCUAUUAUUUUUCCAAGUGUUGAUUCACUCAUGGGAUUUCUGGGAUGUUUCUGCCUAUCCAACAUGGCUUUCAUCUGCCCGUAUAUAAUCUACGUAUUUGUGUACUACGAACGACCAGGUACACACAGGAAGCGGUUGAUAUUGCGUUCGCUCGUGCUGACCAUAUUUGGCGUGUUCAUCUUAAUCUGUGGUAGUCUUAUCACCGGACAAGACAUGAUUAAUAAGAUCACGGGGUCAGGACCUACUACAAAAGCGACUAAUAGUGAGACCACUACUGCCGGAACGGUUCCUGAAUAA
This is a messenger RNA of Leguminivora glycinivorella, 408 nucleotides long. RefSeq lists its product as uncharacterized. Bases 1 to 408 code for a protein of 135 amino acids. The transcript is spliced from 3 exons. NCBI's taxonomy places the organism in Eukaryota, Metazoa, Arthropoda, Insecta, Lepidoptera, Tortricidae. The record is from RefSeq and is a predicted model, not a curated record.